Aedes aegypti (yellow fever mosquito) is the source of this 3898-nucleotide messenger RNA. Its product is annotated as UPF0769 protein CG18675. Bases 275 to 1150 code for a protein of 291 amino acids. NCBI's taxonomy places the organism in Eukaryota, Metazoa, Arthropoda, Insecta, Diptera, Culicidae. Gene Ontology annotation, biological process: regulation of cilium movement. The record is from RefSeq and is a predicted model, not a curated record. The transcript has 4 exons.
AUUUUGUUGCCGAAAUCGGGGGGUGCCGAAAAAACAUAAUUCCAAAGGCGGAAUUGCACUGUACUUUCAUUCGUUGUCAAUCUGGUUCAUUCAGUUCGUUGGCGUCGUCACGGCAUACACAUCGCGGGCGUCGUUAGCAUCGUUGGCGCGUAGCGACGUUUGUUACCGGGGUUACUGCACUUGAUGUUUAUUUGCCCUUUCAAAUCAUUCUAGAAACUGUGUAUCAGUAUAAAAGUCUGGAGGUCUGUUGUAGCCACUUUUAAUUCUACGCAUAAUGGUUCUCUUACAUGUAAAACGCGGCGACGAAAGCCAAUUCCUCUUCGAAACGAAUCUGUCCAUUCCAAAUGAGCAGCUAUCACUCGAGCUAGCCACCAUUUAUAACGGGCGUUUGAAAGUUAGCCGUGUUUGUUCUGAAAUCGAACAACUCUCCAAUCAUGGAAUCAUGCUUCCGCCAGAUAUGUUGGGUUUAACCGAUGAACAAGUUGAAGAAUUGCACCUGGUAGAUGAAUGGGCGGACACAUGUAUCCCCUCAGGAGGUUGGACACCAAAUCCGGACCCAGUGGGCCGCCGAAAUGGACGACAACCGCAAGAAAAGAUGCAGGAUAUUUUGGAAAAGGCCGUUUCCGACGCCAGACUAAUGAUUUCCAAAAAGCAAAUCGAUCAAGGCAUGGUAAUGCAACAAAAAAUAGUACAAGAUGCUUUGGAUUUGCUGCGUGGUGCAGUAACUAUCGUGUAUCCGAUGCAACUGCCUCCUCAUGAUCCGAUACGAAUGGAGUUUUCAAAUACGGAAGAUUUAACCGGAACUCAGGCUUCUCUCGAAGUGAUUGAGCCCGCUAAACUACAGCUGUGGUUUGCCGGAAAGUUGAUGCUUCCGGAUCGAAAGCUAGGCGAAAUAAUUGGGAACAAUGAGAAAACCAAAAUUAUUAUCAAGCUGUCGAAAAUCAACGAAGGCGCGCCGGGACGUGAACCGGUAGUGUCCGAGGAGGCCAAAAAGCAACUGAUGUUGCAGGCUUAUCGUCGUCAGGAGGAACUCAAGAAACUUGAGCAAGACGAUGACGACCAGUAUCUCAACUCCUCCUGGUCCGAUAGCUGCAGUUUGAAGCGCCAAGUGCACGGGUUAGAUGACGUUAAGUUUAAAUUUACUAAGUAAGGGAAAGCUUUUCUUAUGAGUAUCAAAAGACAGCAAAUACAAAAAAGCAAACGAGAUAUUUUCAGUGUCCAGCAUGCGCAAUAAACCUUAUAAAUGAGGACAAGCUGCAAAACAUAUUUUAAUGAUCGCAAAGAACCGUAAGCUCAUUUUAAGAGGAUAUUCUUAUCUAUUACUACAGCAGCAACAAAGAAUAUGCACAAAAAAGGGACAGACUAUUAGAAUCUAUGGAACGAAAAAAAAAACGUGCGAGAUGUUUUAGUUGACGCGUAGCCUAGACGUUACGUUUCAAAAUACAUCAGAUUUGAAACCAAAGAGGCAAGUUGUUGAAGUAAGUCAAAAAGACAAAAUGUUCGAAAUAAUCCUUUAUCACAUUUGCUUCAUGGAUUCAAAUAAUCUAACUUAAUUGUGAAAAACUUUUCAAGCUGCAUAUUUCUGGAAUUAUUUGCGAAAUGGAAGGUGUAAGGAAACAGGAUACCAUUUUGCAAAGUAAUAUUUGUCUUGAGGUGAGAAUUUUGUAACAAACAUUACUUACUUAUUAACAUUAAAACAGAAUUCACAUACAUACAAUAUUCACAAGUAAUAGUUAUAUGGAGUUACAACUAUUGUUGCAAAACAGUAUAUAAACCUGAGAUGUUAUGUAGGAGGCUGGCCUUACGUUCGUUUUAGAGGGCAAGUGUGCCCUUCUGCCAAUUUUAUAGAAUUGUGUAAUAAGUCAGCCUUGUACAACUGAGAUCUUACUUUGAAGGCAAUAAAUAGAAACCCACCAAGUAUAUCUCUGUCCACGAAGCAUUGUUCAUGCAUUCUGUCCAACAAAAGCUCAAAAAUACCCACUUUUGAUAUUCCUUCCAAUUCAGGUAAAUCUAGAAAUAUGUAUGCUUGAAAAAUAAAAUCGUUUUUUUUGUAGCUUUAUCAGUUGAUAUUAUUUACUUAAUUAAAUUAUAAUCGAUAUAAGAAACGUCUUCGAGGAAUGACGCUUUUAUUGAUAGAUUCUGAUAGUUCUAUGGGCUAUUAAAGCUUAAUGGAGAUAUUUGAACAGAUUAUAUAUCAAACUGUCAUGAUACAGCAUAGCCGUAACCUGGCAAAAUGACGUGAGCGCCGUUUUUAGUUGUCGAAUGUCUUAAUAUACUUGAAAUUUAUCUUCAAAAAACCCAUUUCAAUGGUAAGAUUACUAACUUUCGACACGUUUACAGAUAUUGGCAGACUUGCGUGAGUACAAAAAAUGACGAGACAAAAAUUUCUAAAAUAAUUUCUUCAUAUGUUCGACAAAAGUACGGAAUUUCUCAAUGAUGUAAAGGCCAGGUUAACGAUCAACGCUCCGUCAUCGUAAUCAUCGUCAUAAUCGAAACUUCAAAAGCAGUUUUUCCGUUCAAAAUUGAAAAUUAUUCGAUGAAAAUGUGUUCACUGAGUUUCGGUUGGAGAAUAGAAUACAGUGAACACAUUUUCUUGUAAAUUUGCUUGAUUGUGAACGAAAAAACUGCUUUUGAAAAUUCCAAAAUCAAUGACGGAUCCUGCCCCCUUAAGGCAGAGCAGUUUAAAUUAUGUAAUCACAAAACCUAACAUUAUGUAUUUUUUUUUAUUGUUCAUUGAAAACUAGAGACUUUCAAUUGAAUAUUUAUUUAUGUACUUUAAUAACUGAAAGAAAUGUUAUUAGUUUUAACAGUUUUGAUUCUGCACAACUUGUUCGACGUUGUGUAUCCUCCCAAAAGUAGAGUUUAUUUGCCUGAAAGCUAAGGCUACACUGAACCAUUCAAAGUUUGAUUUUGAGAUUGGUGUGAGAAUGUUCGCCCGCGCAUUUAGAUGCGAAUAUUGCUUUUUGCAAUGAAUGCUACGAAAAUAUUGUCAUGAAAUCUACCAUAAAAAUUAUAUAAGAGUCAUUAGUGGAAGUAUGAGACAAAUGCUCUGCGCUAUAUUUGAACAUUCAUUGAAAAAUCUUUGAUGAAAUUUCGAAAUAAUACAAUGUAAUGACUGGGUAAGACGCUGGAGGAAUUAAUCUUGGAGAUUUUCUUUGGUUCAUAUGGGCCUUUUUCGCCAAAAAGGAUGGCAAAAGCGUCUAAAUUUGUCAUUUUGUCAGAAAUUGGCUUAGCCCAUGUCUGACUCUAGUUUAAAUCUAAUAUGAAAUCAUGUGUUUUCAAAAACAGAAAAUAUUAUUAAUAUGUUCUGAGAGCUCUCUCUCAACCCAAUUUAAAUAUAGAAGAAUUUAUAUGAACAUGUACGAGCAAAUCAUUCUUUAAAAGUAUAUGAUUAUUUCAUUCACAGGUGAUUCAAAUUGUUCUCAACUUUUGCCAAUUGAAAUGUCUCUAAUUAUUAAGAACUUUACUUUAUAAUUUUGCUAAUAGGUAAGUACAAACUGUUGAGGGCAUACGCCAUUUUUUCUAUUACGAAAUUCGAAAAAAAGUUGCUUACUUUAAAACCUCUAUAAAACGCGACACGUAAACAAACAAUUAUGUCAGAACGCUACUGUUUCAAUUUGCAAUGUGUGCAAAAUAUUUCAUUUCAACACUCAUACCAUCAUGGAAGAUUUAAAAAAGCAUUAUGAACAUAAUAAAUCAGAUCUAUUAAUAGAGCUAGGCGAUACAAAACUAAAACCUAAUAGCUUGGCUGAUUAUUAUAGAACCUUAAAACGAGUAAAACGAAUAACAAAAAGCUGCAAAUAAAUAACAAAUGACUUAAGAAAGCGAUGAUUUUAAAAUAGAGGAAACAAAAUCAUACAAUCAGCAUUGCGAGACGUAAAUUAGUUUUAUUCUAAAC